Molecule: messenger RNA, 3434 nt
Organism: Scomber japonicus (chub mackerel)
Lineage: Eukaryota; Metazoa; Chordata; Actinopteri; Scombriformes; Scombridae
Gene: rflna
Product: refilin A
Exons: 4
Coding region: 364-1026 (220 amino acids)
Biological process (GO): actin filament bundle organization; skeletal system morphogenesis; negative regulation of chondrocyte development
Cellular component (GO): actin filament bundle
Molecular function (GO): filamin binding
Source: RefSeq, a predicted model, not a curated record
CAGAGCAGAGGAGCUCUCAUCCAGUUCAGUGCCAGACGCACGGUCGACUCUUAGUUACUGCGCGACUUGAAUGACUUUUUGUUGUUUUAGUUUUACAUGAAGACUAUGUAAUACUUCAAUUUGGUGUCAGAAUUGAAGUUUUUCGUAGUUUGCUCCUGCUUUAUCACGACUGUUUGGAAUAUCUGCGAGGAUUAAGGGUGGAUACUUCACGACGCGCAGGAGUCAUCUUGAAAAAGUUCACCCAGGAUUGUUUCUUUCCGACGCAGGAGCGCGCAGCAGCUCUGAGCGCUUCAAGAAGAAAAAAACAACAACUUCUAGUGUGACUUCGUCUGGACUGUUUUUUUUAAUUGAGCCGUCCCAGAAAUGGUGGGGCACCUACAUUUACAAGCGAUGGAUGAAAGUCUGAAAGGAAAGAACCGGGAGGGGCUGCUCGACAGUCCUGAUUCGGGGUUACCCCCCAGCCCCAGUCCGCCCUUCUGCUCAAUCUCUCCGGGUCUGAUCGAGUCGCGCUCCGGCAGUUGCACGACGCCCGUCGAAAGCCAUCAUGGAUAUUAUAAAAAGGAAAGCAGAGAAGGCAAACUGCUGCCCUACCUGCUGCUGAACGCCACAGGACCAGACCCCAGGACCCGCAUGCACCCCGUGUUCUUCGGAGAGAGCAUCGAGGUCAACCCUAAACCAGAGCAAGAAAUAAAGUGCAACUCAGCGGUCAAGUAUGACUCAGACAAGCAUUACCGGGACGGGGUGUAUUGCGCCCCGGUUCCUACACCCACAUCCUACAGCGAGACAGUGGUGGCGGUGCGGGACUGCACUUGGAGGAGCUACAAGUCCCAGGUGUACCUGGAGCCGCGGCAGAGGCCCAUCACCUACCAGAGCACCACCAUCAUCUACCCGAAACACGCCAAGAACACUUAUCGCACCACGCUCAACUACAACGCCACGGGCUCCCGCCGCUGGUUUGUCUCCACGGUGCAACUGGAGUCAAGCGAGGAUACUAGUCCCUGCAUCAUCUACACAGAGGACCUGUAGACCCCAGACUGCAAAGGGAGGGGUGGUUUUUUUGGACGACAAGGAACUUAGGAACGCCCCUUAUCAAAGGGAAAUACUUCAAGUAAAAACUGGAGCCCCUAAAAACCCCACUCUGUUCAUCUUUACUCGCCAUGGAGGAAACUUUGGGAACCCUUAAGUGUACUUAGACUUUCUACUGAUGCAGUUAAAAAAAGGGAACUGCUCCUCUGGCAGUUUAAAGCUGCACUUCAAUGGUUAAUGUCUUAUUUAAUACAAGAGCUGACAAAUUGGUGGCCUUUGCUCUCCUUCAGGUUGGAUUGUAACCUCAGCGAAGGUAACAAUCAGAUUAUAGAUGUAUGUGUGUGCGUAGAGAAAAGAUUAGAUGGCAGGUGGAUUUUAGCCGUGCCUGUGCAAACCCAGUCACACCAAUGCAAAGCUUUCUAAAUGCGGCUUUAUUGCACUUGUUUUGUACAGUAUAUAUCACAGGCCUCUCAGUGGACUCGCAUUGCAGGGGGGGAGGGGGUGGGGGAUUUCAGCACUGCAUGUGAAAAAAAAUUGGACCAAAGAUAGUUUGAAGAGGAGUGGCUGCGUGAGAGUUUAUUUCACUUCAACAACUUCACACGCUCAGACUGAACAUUUGCUUUUGUUUUUUUUUUAACGUUUUUAGCAGCUCACAUUGAAACAGUAAUUUGAAAAGUUGAUCAGGUAUUUUUAUUCAACUGCACAAUGGAAGUUGUCCUUUUUAUUGACCAGAGCCAGAGCAGAAUUAAUACUGAAGUCUAAUCAAAGGAAAAAUGGCAUCACAUUAACAAGAGAUUGGCUUAGAGAACAUUUGGAUAGAAAUCUGAAGUAUUUUUCUAAAACAUUAGAUAUUCAUAUUAGAUCACUGCUGUUUUGGUUUUGACGCCUGUUAAUUUUAAUUUGAAUACUUUGAUUUGAAGAGGUUAAACUAAAAGUGAAUCAGAACCAUAAUGUAGGAGUCAAACUGGUUUUUGGUAAACAGGCUCCUAAGAAGUGCUGACAGACAAAAAUGAGAAAGCUGAUGAUUAGAGAGAAAAAAAUAAGGUGAGAAUCAACCCACCAACUGUCUUUAGAGUUAGAUUCACGUGUUGCUCAAUCCUGAUUAGUGUAUCUAAGGAUGUGAUGUCACCUUUUUCCUAAUUAGACCCCCACUUUAAAAAACAGUAGCAAUAUUUAAUAUGAAAUAACCAAAACUGUCAAAACUUUAGUAGAAAAUUGUGUGUUUCUGUUGGACUUUGUCACUCAUAGAAGCAGAUUUGGAACAUUUGGUUUCAUCUUUAACAGUGAUGGCACUCUUUGCAUGGUUGACCUUUUUGGAAACAAAGUAUUAGUUUGUUUUCAACCUGCUCCAGUGCCAGUUAAGUUGGGCUUCUUUGCAGGAAGUGCCAAAAAAAAAAAAAAAGGACAAUCGUAAGGAAAGAGUACUGAACAAUCUGUACCAAUGCAGCGGAGUGCAACUUUCUAGUUUUCCAUGAGACAUAACAAACAGUUUUCCACUGCUAGUUGAAUGAAGUCUGUGUUGUUUGCAGUUUUGGGCGCCAUAAGCAAUUGACAUUACAAAAAUCAGACAAAUCUGACAAUCAUGGUGUCAGUUUGUGAUCCGAGAUCGCUCUGAAGCCCAACACACUUUCUAUCAGUAACAUGUUACACCCGGAGCAGUGAAAUGAUUCAUAUUUCCAUAUUGAAGAUGUAAAAUAGGAUUUUAUUGAGCGUUUUCAUGACCCCUUUAGUGACUGUCUUAUAUAUUUAUAUAUAUUUAGAUUAUUGAAUACGGCAAAUAUUGAAACUUCAAUUUUUACCUCAGAUAAUCUUAGGUAUCCGUUUUAUUUCAUUGCAAAUGUGUAUUCCCGAUUUUCAGUUGAGGUCUUGAGCUGGUGUUAUUUUUAUAGUUUGAAAUACCCUCCAGGUAAGUGUCGAGUAGAAGGUCCAUGGAGGGUACGAAGCUGAGUUGGUGCAUCAGUACUGUAAGUUGGGUACUGGGUUUUACUGAGGGAACAGUAAGUAGCUAUACAAAGAGCAAGAUGAGGGGAAAAGUCAGAACUGCUCUCGGAAAAGAAAAAUUAUUGGUGAGAUGAGGAAAUUGCUCCGGAGGUGGUUUUAUACAAAGCAGUAAAGUUCCUGGCAAGACGGUGGAGAGAUGUGUUACGUGUUGAUGGUCUGAAAUGUCAAGAGACGAUGUGAGGGAACGUUGGUGGACGUCAGUGGUUUUAUGUGAGAUAUGUUUGUGUUUCCUAACACUUGAUUUUGUUAUUGUAAAAUAUUUUCCUGUUGUAUAUGUGGCAUCGAGGCACUUCAUAAUUCUCUUUAUAUUUUUGUACGUCAAUCAUUCUUCCUGUUUUGAUCAAAGAAAAUAAUUUAAAAAGAUGUAUAUCCUAAUUGAAUAAAAAAAAGUAAUUCCCAAAACCUAA